AUGGGAGAUUGGGGAGGAUUACCUACCUUUCCUUACACCACAAAAAUAGAGAAAGGUACCUCUGAUGAGAUGGGAGUUAUUGCCAGUCGUUAUGGUGUGUCAUUCAUUACUGCUAUUGGAGAUAAUUUCUAUUAUGAUGGUGUUACAAAUGUUUCUGAUCACCGAUUUCAGGACACGUUUGAGAAGAUCUAUACAGCCGACUCCCUACAGGUGCCCUGGUAUUUAGUGGCUGGUAAUCAUGAUCAUAAUGGUAAUGUAUCAGCUGAAAUUGAAUACACAAAAAUAUCUAAACGAUGGAACUUCCCACAGUUAUAUUACACCUUGUCAUUCGCAGUACCUGGUAGUGGAGCUACAGUAGAUAUAAUCAUGAUUGAUACUGUUACAUUGUGUGGUAAUGUUGACGAUGAUUUCCAUAAUUACCAACCAACAGGACCAGCCAAUGUAAAAGUAGCAGAAGAUCAAUGGGAAUGGAUUGAAAAUAGUCUUUCCAAAAGCAGUGCUACUUAUCUUCUGGUAGCAGGUCAUUUUCCAGUUUAUUCUAUAGCAGAACAUGGCCCAACACAAUGUUUAGUUGAUAGAUUAUUACCAAUGUUAUAUCAAUAUAAAGUUACAGCUUAUAUGUGUGGUCAUGAUCAUAAUUUACAGCAUUUGCAAACCACACAGGAUGGAGUUUUACUUAAUUUCAUUUUAUCUGGUGCAGCCAAUUUUAUUGACCCGUCUGUAGAACAUAGAAAAAGUGUUCCAGAAGGGUCUUCUGUCUUCCAUUGGUCCGAUUUAUUUGCACUUGGUGGGUUCGUAUUCACAGAAGUUACAUCAUCCAACAUGACAUUUACCUAUUUAGAUGCCAGUGGUAAACAGUUACACGACGUUACCAUUCCUCCUAGGAAGUAA
Messenger RNA from Lottia gigantea (owl limpet), 891 nucleotides. RefSeq lists its product as hypothetical. The transcript is spliced from 5 exons. Gene Ontology annotation, molecular function: acid phosphatase activity; ferrous iron binding; ferric iron binding. The record is from RefSeq and is a predicted model, not a curated record. The coding region runs from base 1 to 891 and encodes 296 amino acids. Gene Ontology annotation, biological process: bone resorption. NCBI's taxonomy places the organism in Eukaryota, Metazoa, Mollusca, Gastropoda, Lottiidae.